CGGGCUUCAGCUUGCGAGUUGGAAACUGAAAGUGAAACGACCUUAUUUUCUGCUGCGGAAGAAGCAGUAGGAAAAAUAACUAGAGCACACAUACUGAUAAGAGCAUUUCUUCAGAUAUGAUCAUCUGACUGUUGAUAACGUCUGAAAAGAAGCUUGGGAUAUAUCUGGUCUGGCAGAAUUCCUUUCCAGCAAAACAAGUAUUUCUCCAACCAGUUGUGUCUGUCCUCUCGUCGUUACCUGCUUUGUUCCUUGCCAGCGCUUCCUCGCAGAGCAGCAGCCACACACGAUGAACCCACUGAUACAAAAUACAGCUAGCUAAACAGCUAUAAAAUGCCCAAAUUUGCAUCUACAAAAACAGUUCAAAUAGAAAAUUCGGACAGUGAUAGCACCAUGGUGGAAAAACCAACUGCAAGAAAGAGCAAGGACAAGAUUGCAUCCUACAGCAAAACUCCAAAAGUGGAUAGGAGUGAUGUGGGGAAGGAGAUGAAAGAAAAGUCUUCCAUGAAACGUAAACUUCCUUUUACUAUUAGUCCAUCCAGAAAUGAAGAUCGCAAUUCAGACACAGAGAAGGAAGGUCCGGAGAAAAAGAAAACGAAGAAGGAUGCUGCAAACAAGAAAUCAGCACCAGUUAGCAUCCUUUUUGGUUAUCCUCUGUCAGAGCGCAAGCAGAUGGCACUUCUCAUGCAGAUGACAGCAAGAGACAACAGUCCAGAUUCCAACUUAAAUCAUUCCUUACAAACACCAGCACAGAAGAAAACUCCAACUUCCUCUUCAAGACAAAAAGACAAAGUUAACAAAAGAAAUGAACGAGGGGAAACUCCUUUACAUAUGGCAGCAAUUAGAGGGGAUGUUAAACAAGUUAAAGAACUCAUCAGUUUAGGUGCAAAUGUGAAUGUAAAAGAUUUUGCAGGUUGGACACCACUGCAUGAAGCUUGCAAUGUUGGUUACUAUGAUGUUGCUAAAGUCCUGAUAGCAGCAGGAGCUGACGUGAACACGCAGGGCUUGGAUGAUGAUACUCCACUUCAUGAUUCUGCUAGCAGUGGGCAUAGAAAUAUUGUGAAGUUGUUGCUUCGACAUGGUGGAAAUCCAUUUCAAGCCAAUAAGCAUGGGGAGAGACCUGUUGAUGUCGCUGAAACUGAAGAGUUGGAAAUGCUAUUGAAAAGAGAAGUGCCUAUCUCUGAUGAUGAGGACAGCUGCUCAGAAUCUGAAGAAGCUCCAUCUGUAAAUCUUUCCAGUGUAGAGGGGAACGUUGAUUCAGAAGUAGAGAAAGACUCUGUAGCCAACGAAAACAAACAAACGGUCCCUAGUAAGGCACCACUUCCAUCUGCUCAUGAUGAGUAUGAGUUUAAAGAUGAUGAUGAAGAUGAAAUGAAAAAAAUGAUUGAUGACAGACAUAUUCUUAGAAAAGACGUAAGGAAAGAGGAUGAGCCUGAAGUUGAAAAGAACAGCUUAUUUGUGAAACAGGAAAAGGUUGUCAUUUCAAAAUCACUUAAAAACAAGAAACAGAAACCAUCUAGAGUUUUGUAUUCAAGUUCUGAAAGUUCAGAUGAAGAAAUACUUCAGGACAAGAAGAUAGUCUCUCCUUGCUCUAUUUCAGAGACAUCAAAUUCUGAUGUAAGAGUGAAGAAGGAAUAUAUUGUUACAAAUGAACACAAACAAAAAGGCAAAGUUAAAAGGAAAGUAAAAAAUCAGAGUAAAAAUAAAGAGAAUCAAGAACUAAAGCAAGAAAAAGAAAAUGCUAGAGUAACAAAUAUAGCUGCUUCUGUUUUAGAUUCUUUAGAUAAAACUAGAGAGGAAGAAACUUUUAAGAAGUCUUUCAGCCCAAAAGAAGAUUCUUCUUUACACCUAUUUCACAUUACUGCCGGCAAAUCUCCUAAGCAUCCCUGUGGAUUAAGUGAAAAGCAAGCAACAGCAUUAAAGCAAGAAAACACCAAAACUUGCUUAUCACCAGGAGGCUCUGAAAUAACAUUGCAAUCCGAAUUAGUUCGGUAUGAUCACAACACUGAUUCUGACUAUCUGGUAGAAAGUUCUAGUGGCAAAUCUUGCAAGCAUAAAGAAAAAAGCAAGCAUCAUCAGAAAGAUUUUCAGUUAGAAUUUGGUGAAAAAUCUAGUCCUAAAAUUAAAGAUGAAGAUAAUAGCCCAACGUUUGAGAACUCAGAGUAUACCCUGAGAAAGAUUGACAAGGAAGGUAAAGCAUUUAAAAAGCAUAAAUUAAAGCACAAAGAAAGAGAAAAGGACAAGCACAAGAAGGAGCAGGAUGGGGAAAAGGAAAAACAUAAACACAAAGAUAAAGAAGUCCAAAGAAGUAUUGAGUUUGACAGAGAAUUUUGGAAAGAGAACUUUUUCAAAAGUGAUGAAACUGAUGAUAUGUUGUUAAAUAUAGAACAUGAAUCUCUUUCUUCAGACAGAAAAUCAAAGUUGGAAAAAGCUGUGUCAAAAGAAGACAAGGUAGUUAAGGAGAGACAGUUCCACAAGGAGAGAAAUGCUAGAGAAGAAAGAGAGAAAGAGAAGAGCAAAAAGGAAAAUGAGAGGUUUCUUAAGGAUGAAAAAAUAAAAGAUACAAAAGAAGAAAAGGAAAUUACGCUUGCAGAUAAAGAAAUGGAAUUGUUCUGCCUUAGUGUUAAAGAUGAGGUGAUCAGCAUGCACUUAAUAGAAAAGGAAACAGAUAGUGAAAAGCAAGAAAAGAAUUUAAAAGAAAAUAAAGAAAGGACUGAAAAGCGAACCUCAGCCAAAGAAAAAGAUGCUGACAAGAUGGAAAGAAAAAAUGCAGAAAAAGAGAAAAAAGUAAAACAUGAAUACAAGACAGAGAAAGCAGAAGUAAAUGAAACUGUAGAGAAAGGAAAGGAAAAGCCCAAUUUCCAGCAAGCAGAAAGAUGCCAUAAGGAAAACGAUAAAAUUAAAAGCACAGCUACUCUUAAAAAAACUGAUGACAAAGAAAAAAAUAAAGAAAAGGCUGAUAAGAAGCACGACAAAGAAAAAGUUGAUAAAGAAAAACAUUUGGCUGACAGCAAAGAAAAACACUGCAUUGAAAGAAAAGUGAAACAGUCUGAAAAAGAAUCUGAAUAUACUAAGUCAGAAAAAAAUAGAACUAAAGACAAAGAAAAGGAAUCUGAAAAAAAAGACAAAUCCAAAGACAAAGAGAGCUCAGCAGUGGCAAACUCAAAACACAUGCAAGAAGAAAGAAGAUGUAGUAUUACAGAAGGUAACAAAACAACGCAUGACAAAUUGUCGUCUUUGAAAGAAAAACCAAAAGACGAUUUGUUGAAAACUCCAGACGGUAGAGAGAAGGAUAAAAAAGAUAAAGACAUAGACAGAUACAAAGAGAGAGACAAACAUAAAGAUAAACUGCAUCAAAGUGGUUUACAUAAGCUAAAACUUGAACAUGAGAAACUUAAGCCUAAACCAUCUCCUGCACCAAAGGAUGCUCGGCCUAAAGAGAAAAGAUUAGUCAAUGAUGAUUUAAUGCAGACUAGUUUUGAAAGAAUGCUUAGCCUUAAAGAUCUGGAAAUAGAGCAGUGGCAUAGAAAACACAAAGAAAAAAUAAAACAGAAAGAGAAGGAGCGCUUAAGAAACCGCACUUGUUUAGAACUCAACAAGAUGAAAGAAAAACCCAAACAGUCAUUAGCUGAAGUGAAAAGCAAAGAACUGAUUCGUUCGAAAAGCUCAGAGCUGCCAGAUGUUUGCACGAAGGAAAAACAGCAGAAAGACGCUACAAGUAGUAGGUCCCAGUCAGUAGAUACAAGAAAUGUAAAUGUCAUAAGGCCUUUGUUGGUUUUAGAUAAUUUAAAUAAAUCCCCCAAAUCAGAAAGUGAGAAGAUGGGCCUGAGCUCCAAAUCGGUGUCCAUGGUUUCAGUUGCGAGCUCUGAGGAUUCUUGCCAUACCACAGUAACUACGCCAAGGCCUGUAAUUGAAUAUGAUUCAGAUGUCAUGCUAGAAGGUUCUGAAUCCCAAACGCCUUUUUCACAAUCGCCAUUUUUGGCAAGUGCCAAAUCACCAGCCCUUCUUGAAAGAGAGGCCGAUGGCAUUACCGAGUUGCCAGAUCGGAUUAAGCCGCCUUUCGCAAACAGGCUUCCACCAGCAUACAUUAGAUCGGCAUCUGUUGAAGACGUCAAACUGGUUUUAAAUGAGUGUAGACCUGUCGUAGAGGUUCGAAGAUGCAGCAUGCCCGCUGCUGUGCCUGAACACAACAGACAGCCUCGAAUAUCAGAAGAAAAUAACCAGAACCCUCAACUGUCGAUUCAGACAUACGCGAGCACUUCUCCUAAACCAGAACUACCAUGUAGCGUGCCCGAGAGAGACUUUCAGUGCAGUAUGUCUGGUUUGCAGUCAUCCCCAGCUGGAACUGGUAGCAACAAGCAGGUAACAGUGGGUACGACUACCAUUAAAAAUGUUGUUCAGAUGAGCCCUUCAGAAGAACGCAAUACGCAUUUAGAGCCAUGUAGUCAAAGUGGUGUGACUCAGCCAGCCAAACCGUGGGAUGUGCCUUUUGACAGACUUAAUUCAUUAAACAGUGAGUAUAACAGCUCAGGUUACAGUGUAUCAGAGCAAGAUACUAAUAAUGUUAUAGCAGUGCACAGUUCUGAAAACAGGACUUUAAAAGAACAAAAAGUAUCUGAAUUUUUGCCUCAGCAUGCUGAAAGCAAGGGAAAUUCCGGUUCUCAAGAAUCUGCAUCAUUUUUUCCUUCACAGUCGCCUUGUUCUUUACCUAUUCAGCCACUCCCAGAUAUGUCUAAACACAUUUCUUUACCAGGCAAUAGCAGUCAAGAUUCAUUAUUUGUACAACAACAAAGUGUAGUUCAAGCUGCAUCUUCUGCUUUGAGUACAGAUGCUAGUAGUACCAGAGAGAUGGAAAACAGUUUCUUCCCCUCAAACAGUAAGAAGCCUGAUGCACCUAUUGCUGUAUAUUCUGAGAGCUCUGUGAAAGCUACUUCACAGAGCUGUGAAAGGGUGAAUGAUUUACCUGUGGUAUUGUUAGAAAAAGAUAGUCCUGAAUGUGAUGGCAGUUCACAGUUAAAUGUAAAUUUGUAUGCAUUCAAUAAAGUUGUUUGCAAGAAUGCUCAGAUUGAAGCAGAUGGUAACACAGCAGAUAUUGCAGACAUUAGAAAUGAAAAAGGACAGCAAGAAAAUUUGGUUUCAGUACAUGUUGUUAAUAAUAAAGCUGACACUGAUCUCUGUGAACUAAGUUCAGGAAUGUCAGGAAUUGGGAACGAAUCAGCUAAUAAAAAACCCUGUGCUGAAGACAGAGACGAUGUGUUGACAGAUGAUCCACCACAGUACCCUUUAUCCAACUUGGAAAAUAGUUCACAACAGAUUAUACAGGAAGAGGUGCAUAAAUACAGCCAAAUAGUUAAACUAGAGGAAGAAAUUGCUGAGGAUCAGAAGGUGGAACAGCAAGAAGUACCUCAAAGAAUCACGAGAAACAGAGCAAAUUUGCUUGCAAACCAGGGCAAGCAGAAUCCUGUCAGCUGCAUGCAGACAUUAGAAAAGGAGACUGACUCAUCAGCAUCUCUGAAAGGAAGGAUUAGAUUAACUGAAGAUGAAGAUGCUCAGGUACAUCAUCCACGUAAAAGAAAGGUGUCUCGUGUGCCUCAGCCUGUGCAAGUGAACCCUUCUUUACUGCAAGCUAAAGAGAAAACCCAGCAGUCGCUGGCAGCUAUUGUUGAUUCUUUGAAACUCGAAGAGAUUCAGCCAUACAGUUCCGAGAGAGCAAAUCCGUAUUUUGAGUACUUGCACAUAAGGAAGAAGAUAGAAGAGAAGCGUAAAUUACUGUGCAGUGUUAUUCCUCAGGCACCUCAAUAUUAUGAUGAAUAUGUGACCUUCAAUGGAUCGUAUCUACUGGAUGGCAAUCCCUUGAGCAAGAUAUGCAUUCCAACUAUUACACCACCUCCCUCGCUAUCGGACCCUCUUAAGGAACUGUUUAAACAACAGGAGGUUGUAAGGAUGAAGCUACGCUUACAGCACAGUAUCGAAAGGGAAAAGCUUAUUGUUUCUAAUGAGCAAGAAGUUCUACGCGUUCAUUAUCGAGCAGCAAGAACUCUGGCUAAUCAAACACUACCAUUCAGUGCCUGCACUGUUCUGCUGGAUGCCGAGGUGUAUAAUGUGCCUCUGGAUGCUCAGGCUGAUGACAGCAAAACAUCAGUGAGGGAUCGAUUCAACGCGAGACAGUUUAUGUCGUGGUUACAGGACGUUGACGAUAAGUUUGACAAAUUGAAGACGUGCCUUUUGAUGAGGCAGCAGCAUGAAGCAGCAGCUUUAAACGCAGUACAAAGACUGGAGUGGCAGCUUAAACUGCAAGAACUUGAUCCUGCUACUUACAAAUCUAUCAGCAUUUAUGAAAUUCAAGAGUUUUAUGUUCCUCUUGUUGAUGUUAAUGACGACUUUGAAUUGACACCAAUAUGACAACUCGUAUCUUCUGGCCCUUCCCAUGGAAAACUAGAGACUGAGGUGCAGUGAUACACAAGGUUUUGUUUGUUUGUUUAAGACGGGGCACUUAAUUCUGUGGAAUACUGCCUUUCUUAAUAAUUCAGGUAUUCCUUCAGAAAAAUGUUGUGUGGGGUCUUGUUCGCAAUACAGAAGACGGAUGCUAACUUUGAAGUCAGUUUCCCAGUAAAUACCAUUAUCUGUAUUUUAAAAAUGCUUACAGCUUUAGAGCUUAUUGCUGAAAAAGAUGACGAAACAUGGUGAGUUAACAGCGCUGGAAGCUGUUAAUAACAAAAACAGCCACCAAAAAAAAAAAAAAAACUAAAAUCUGCUAUAAAGCUUUGUAUAAUGAAAUUUCAGUAACAGUUGAACUCCCACAGAAAAAUGAUGAAAAAGCCUGUGGAAGACAAUAUAUGACUUGGAGGAAAAUAGUCUAUUAAUCUUAUUAUAUUUUGUAAAUUACUGUACAGUUUUCUUUUUUGGGAAAAAAAAAAGAUGUAAUAUUGUCUUCAUUUUUAAAUAAUUUAUUUUAUACAUAUUGUGUAAAUGUAAAUAGUCUUGUAAUUAAUGUUCAAACCUGUAUAAUAUAGAUAUUUUAACUGUAAAACUGUUUUUGUCUAAUGUUUUAUUGGACCAAAGUUGUUGUUUUUAUUAAGUGUAGUGUGUUCCUGGUUGGCAGUUCUUUUUAAUAUGGCAUGUGUUUGAGUUGAGCUGAUUGUUUCAUCACCAUAACUGUAAAAGAAUUGAAACUGAACUGUAUUGCAUGCUUCACAGAACCCGUAACUCCUUUACUUCAGUAACUGAUACCUAAACAACUGUAGCAUUUACAAAAAACAUAUUUCAUAUUAGUCUGCUGUUGUAAUGCCAUACCUAUGACUUACUAUGCUGAAAAUAUUUUUGUGUAAAACAAAAACAACAAAAACACGACAAAAAAAAUUCUCUUAUAUGGUGGUCUCGUAAUAGAGCCUAUUUUUUCCAACAAAAUGCCUUUGAAUGAAAAUUCUUAAAUUGUAUAUUGUCUAUUUUAAUAAUCUAUGGAAGGAUAUGUAAAUAUGUGUAAAUACAAUGUUUAAUAAAUUUUAUUGGUCAUGUUA
Messenger RNA from Anas platyrhynchos (mallard), 7514 nucleotides. It is a transcript of the gene ANKRD12, whose product is annotated as ankyrin repeat domain 12. Gene Ontology annotation, molecular function: protein binding. Gene Ontology annotation, cellular component: nucleoplasm. The record is from RefSeq and is a predicted model, not a curated record. Lineage: Eukaryota; Metazoa; Chordata; Aves; Anseriformes; Anatidae.